Messenger RNA from Jaminaea rosea, 3659 nucleotides. RefSeq lists its product as hypothetical. The transcript has a single exon. Lineage: Eukaryota; Fungi; Basidiomycota; Exobasidiomycetes; Microstromatales. Gene Ontology annotation, cellular component: endoplasmic reticulum membrane. The record is from RefSeq and is a predicted model, not a curated record. The coding region runs from base 132 to 3311 and encodes 1059 amino acids. Gene Ontology annotation, biological process: protein N-linked glycosylation; cellular response to oxidative stress.
GUGGUCUAUUUCUCACCCACGCCACGUCGUCGUCAACCAGCCUUGCCCUCAUUACCACCACAGCCCCCGCUCUCAUCGCAUCCAUGAUAGCCUCUCGCUACCGCGCCUAGAGUUCAAAGUCGCAGAGAGGCAUGGCCACAUCCCCGCCGGAUUCGCCGCCGCAGAGGCAAAGGCGCGCCAUGAUGCCGACGACAUCUUCGGUGUCUGCGCCCGUCUCUCCUUCGGCGAGCUUUGCCAGCCUCGAGGUAUUGCGCAACUCCAUUGCUAUGCGCAGCGGUGACCUCGACCUCGACGAAAGCGCACAUACCUUUCCAAUCAGCGAUGAGGCUGUCCCACGCGCAUCCUCGUCGGCAUCCUCUCCAUCCUCCCCACGCCUAUCGAUGUCCUCAUCAUCCACACCGAGAGGUCUUCGCCGACCAAAGUCGCGGACAUCCAUCGACCGGCGUAUACGAUCCGAGUCGACGUCAUCAUCCCCAGCAUCCCCUUCAUCUGCGCUGCCCAUGAUCUCGCCCCUCUCUCCACUCUCUAUGACCAACCUACCCAGCUCUUCCCUCUUCCCUCACUCCUCUGAGAGGCGGCUCUCGCCCUUUCAUGACUUUCGUGGUACAGGCUUCACGCCAGCGACUACUCCGCCAGCGAUGGAGUCGCCGCGGCUUUCACCUCUGGAGACAGGCUCGUGGCCAGCUCCCGUGCGAGCCGCAGCUGGCGGCUCUUCUGCAGGUAGUGGAAGCCUUAGCUCGUCUGCUUCAGCUCGGCCGUCAGGCUCGCGCAGCCACAGCGGUCGUCAACAGCAGCAUUCAUCUAGCAGAAAUCGUUUGCGCUCAUCAUCCGAUGUGGCGGGAGGAAGUGCUCCAGGCUCGCGGCGAAAUAGCGGUCAUUUCAGCUCAGUCGCGACCUCAUCCUCCUCCCGCCGGAGAACGCGACACCGCUCGAAUUCGGGCGCCAGUCUUACGUCCUCGCAAGGCUUCCCAGAAUCUGAUGCGAGUGAUACUGGCGAGGAGGGCGACGUCGAGGUGGGAGCUGGAGAAGGGACAGGCAUUCGCUGUAAUGGCAAUGCACGACCAGUCCGUCCAGGUCGGACUCAUAGCAGCCCGCAUCUCCACUUUCAGAGCGCAUCCUUGCCAAUCGGGCUACCCUCGUCUUCAACAGGAAAUCAUACGUACGAUGGGGCCUGGCAGACUAUGGUAAUGGAUGCAGCUCAGCGCUCCCCAGUGGGCUACUUUGGCAUCAGUCCCAGUGGCGGAGAGGGGGGAAUUUCUCCGGGGGAUCCCCGCCUUUGGCAAUUGCACGCAGCUGCCUUAGGCGCCGCAGCUGGGCUUGACACCGCCGUCAAUGGUCUUUCCGACGCGGCGUCGCCCCACCAUAUGCCCGCGGAUGUGCGCGAGAUGCUUCCGCCUCCUCCGCCGUACCAGGCCAACGAUGCAGACUUCCCACCGCCUCGCCCCGCAAAUGCGGUGGACGGAGCUUCCAUCAACGCUCAGGCUGCUGCGGACAUGGAUGAUGACGACGGUCUGGCUUUCGAGACAAGGCGCAACAGGGGGCAUUCUGCCUCCGCGUCCGUCCCUCUCCAACAGCAUGGCGUAGCUCCUUCAUCUGCCAUCGGUGAGGCGCGGCGCCGAAUCUCUACAACUCCAGCACCGCCAACGCGAGCUCAAGCUCCAGACGCCGAGGAGGCUGCACAGCCCCCUGCUUGGCAACCGAAAAGCGACACCGAAGGCGAAGAAGCAAACGAGGUCUCACACUCUCGAACGACCUCGUCCACUCGAUCGAGGCGGGAACGUCGUCCACCAACCAGAAGUGAAGGGCGCUCGACAGCCAACGAUCACCGUCGCCGACUGCCCGCAACAUCGUCGCGACGAGUCACGGAAGUCAGCGCAGACAAAGACGACGACAGCGAUGACGAUGGCUUCUCACCCUGGCUUCUCCGCCUGCUUCUCCAUCCAUUGCGCAUGCUAGCCGCCGUACCCGGCUUCGUAGGCACCUUCUGGCUUCUACGCAACACCGCGCUGCACAUGUCGCGCUCUACACCUCGCGGCUCUCUUCUGCAAAAAGGUCGACUCCUCAACGUGGCCGAAUACCCGCACGCGCGCGCUACCUGCGGGCUCGACUUCCUCUUGGCGAGCCUGUGGGCCCUGUGCACGGCGUACCACGCCCUCUCCCUCACCACGCUUUUGCUGCGCAGGUGGCUCAUCUACUACUCGCUCUUCCCCUCGCUCAUCCGAUUGAUCGCCCUGCAGGCCAUCUGCUGGCCGCUCGUUCGCCUGACGAUCUUCGUCGCUGGCCCUGACAGGCCGGUCGAAGCGUGGAUCGUCAUUGCGUCUUUCACCGCCUUCAGUGACGUCGUGGCGAGAUGGGUCACGAGUAACAUCGCCGAUGCGCCCACGCAGAGGGCGCCACCAUCGGGCGGCUCGACGAGGAAUGGAAGGAUGCAAGGAUCUUCUUCUAGGGCCUCGGCGCUCCACACGCCUACAGUGGGCUCGUCCCGAUCGCGCGCCAGCAGUAGGGAGCGCACCCCAGCCUCGACGCUAGCUGGCGGAGAGUCAGGUCCAGCCAUCCGUCCCUCUCGCCCUACCUACACACCAGGCCGCGUACGAGCAGGGCAGCGCUUCUGGCGUGCGAUCAUGGGUUCAGCACCCUUCGACUCCUCUACCUCCGACGAAGAGAGCGGCGAUGAAGACGAAGGGCCGGUGGACGAAGGCGCCCUGCUUGCGGCCGAGGAACGUCAACAAGAGCGCAACGGUGUCCUCAUCAAGACGAGUGCGCUCGAUUCCAUUGGGCGAAGUGGGAUGACCAACAUCCUCCUCAGGCGACUGAGGGGUAUGCGAGCUGCGGGGCGCAAGAAUACAUCGCCCGCUCGAGAAGACGCUGCGGCUACAACGGACGAUGGUGGUGGUGGCGUGACUGGCGCAGAAGAUUCCGUUCUGGAAGGCGAGACAACAGACCCUGGCCUCACCACCGCUGGCCUUACAGGUCUUGACGACGAUGACGACGAUGAAGAUCUGCACGACUCGCUCCAACUUCAGGAUGGCGAAACGCCCACUGAAGCCCUGCGUCGUCUUCGCCUCGCUCUGCGACGACGUCGCCGCCGACGCCGUAUGCGCGAGAAGGUAUGGGCCGUCUCCGGAUGGGGGCUUACAGCCUCUGCCGCUGCGAGUAACAGGGCUGCCGCUGUGGCCGCCGCUACGAUGAAAGGGUCGUGGCAUAUCAGAAGCAGGAGGGUCUUUCAUUGGGAGGUUGCGGUAAGGAGAAAUGUGGCGCCCAUUGGCGCACUAGCUUAUGUGACGCUUUGGGGGUUGUUGUUGGCGCGAUGAAGCGGCGCGAGGGGGGCCGCGAGGGGGGAGAGAAGGAGGGGUAAUCAAUCUGUUCAUAGCGCUCUGAGAUACACCUUUCGCCCUUUAUGCUACCGCCAAUACCUCUGCACGCAAUGCGGUAUCUUGAUCUUCAAGCAACCUUGACCUGAUCAUUUCGUCCUUGACAAAGCCUCCUCGUGGUGUUGCAUCGAGUUGAUGCUGUCCUCACGCAGGAGCGCCGACUGUCACGAAGCAAAGCACGCUUUCGUCCUCACCCCACACAAUGCCGAAUUGAGUAUCUCCUUUGCAUCUGACCUGGCUGCCUCUGCCUACAUUUUCUCGACGCUGUCGUACGUGAGCCGGCCAUGC